Cottoperca gobio is the source of this 1461-nucleotide messenger RNA. RefSeq names its product BCL2 binding component 3 (gene bbc3). The record is from RefSeq and is a predicted model, not a curated record. Lineage: Eukaryota; Metazoa; Chordata; Actinopteri; Perciformes; Bovichtidae. Bases 314 to 1009 code for a protein of 231 amino acids. The transcript has 4 exons.
GAGACCACUCAGACAGACCGCACAGCCCGGACAGAGAAGAGCAGCGAGAACAAGUUUCUCUGUUAUUCGGCACAUCUCGUCGGUAUUUUUGCUUUGAUGGGUUAAUCUAAAAAAAAGAAAACAAGCUGAAUGUAAACCUGGAAACUUGACAUGGAAUGACAAAAAAAUUCCCGAGCAGACUUUUAACAUCUUGUGAUCCUUCACCGGUUGUUUUGGCACAUUUGAUCCCCUCUGAUGUCCACCUGUUACGGCUGGUUUCUGACCUGCACACAGCCUCACCACGGAGCGUCAGAUAGACCAAGCUAAUACUGAGAUGGCCCGUGCAGAGACCAUUGAGAGUGCCGGGGAGACUGGAGAAGGAGGAAUCGGCCCUCUUCCUCGCUACAACACCUGCCGGAUGGAGCUGCCUCGCCCCUUCUACAACUGGCCCGGCCUGCUCACCACUACCACCAUCACCACCGGCUCUGUGACUGGCACUGGUGCCAUACACCUCCACCAUAACCACCACCAUCUGCACCCUUUGGAGGCUCUCUAUCUGUCGUACCCGCUGCCUUACCCUGAGCCAGCGGGCCAGGACGAGCCCCAGACUCACCAGCAGUUACCUGCGUUAUCGCCAUCACCAACUUCUCCUUUGCCAACCUGCAAUGAGAGGGAAGAGAUGGUUGGAGGUUCAGUUGCAUCCAGUGUCUUCUCAGGAGAGCACUCAGACUCUUACAGACAGGAGCGCCAGGAGGCCUCCAGUCGGCAGGGACCUCUGCCGGACCUGCUGCCUCACAACGAGCACCCAUCCUGGGCUUCCCCACAUCACAGAUCCCCCAGAGGAGAGGCAGUGCAGGAGCUGGAGAUCUGGAGAAUGGCCCACCGGAUAAGGGCCAUUGGAGAUGAAUUGGAGGCCACAGUCCUCCACAGAGCGCGUGCUGCCCCGCACUGGCAGGACUGGAGAGACACCUGUCGAGGACUCUUCAACUUUAUCACCCAGACUCUCAGCACUCUCUACAGGCUCACGUAAAGAGAGCCGCCUCACCUGCAACCACCGGAUACCAUGGCGACUUUAUACAUUCAGGACUGGGGCUAGUGUACGGAACAACCCCGACUGGUUGCUGCACUGUCGUCUAGUUGAACCUGGAGGAUUUACAGGGCCUGAAAUCCAAAACAUUUUCUUGGAACAAAGAAGUUUAGGGAGGACAAGAUCAGUAGCUGCAGAUGUCGGUGCCACCUGUGGGCUGAAUCAGGGUGCUGUCUGUGGAAACUGGACCCUGCCUGUCUGUCUGCCUGUCUGUCUGCCUGUCUGUCUGUGUGUCUGACAGUCUGCUGGUACAGACUGCAGCUGACGGACCGUCGACCACUUUCCUACCUGUAUAUUUUGUUAAACCCAUUUGCUUUCGCUGUUUUUGUCUCGGGGCUCAUCUCUUCAGUGUGUGUGUGUGUGUGUGUGUGUGUGUGUGUGUGUGUGUGUGUGUG